Messenger RNA from Lactuca virosa, 1786 nucleotides. NCBI's taxonomy places the organism in Eukaryota, Viridiplantae, Streptophyta, Magnoliopsida, Asterales, Asteraceae. The record is from the annotation of a GenBank genome assembly.
AUUUUGCAGAUACGGUGUUCAAACACAAUAUCUGGUAGUCUUUGAUGCGUUUAAAGCCACAUCUUCUCCGGUGGCCAAUCCAAACAUGGUCGUCGUCGGUGGUUCCCGUUUCUCCGAUCAAAUGUUCGGGGCUUCUUCAAGACUUUCCAUUCUCUUAAACGGACCAAUCUCUCCUAUCCAUCACCGACCGUCUACUCUCCUCUGUGUAACUCACCGCCACUCUCUUAGUUGUCCACUGCCUCCCCUCUCCACCGUCCCUCACCACCUCCUCCUCCCCUAUCGCGCUAACUCACUGUUUCCGAUCAAAUCCUCUCAACAAUUUUACACUCAAUCCACUCUGCAAGAGAAAAAUCAUGUUCCCGCCGACGCCUAUCUCGUUUCACCGUCCCACCCGUGGCCGGAAUGGUCACUCCUUCUCGAAUCUAUAUCCAUGUCCGGUGCUUUCGACGUAAAUAGGAAUAUCAAGGAGGAAUUUGUGCCAAAUGAGAGUUUAUCAAUGGAGUUUCUGGAUGCUGCGUGUUCCCGUUUGCGUUUUGCACAUGAUAGGCCUGAAAUAUUAGGGUGCCUUCCGAAGGAUGAUAUCAAGGUGCUAAUAGACGAAGGGUCUCCAUUCCUUUUCAAAAGUUCCCUUGAAACUGAGAGAAAAAUGAGAUCUUUCUUACAGGGGGACGAAUCAAAUGAAGCAACAAGUGUGGACUUGAUGAAGUACAUAUUGAGUUAUGCAAGCAAUCCUAUUAUAUAUCCUGAAAGAAAAAUUAGGGAGGCUACUGAAUCAUCUGCCCGAAAUUUGUUGAGAGAGAUGGCUAAGUUUAACAGUAGCGGGGCAGCUUUGAGCCUGCCCACUGUGGCGAAAUAUAAUGAGAUUGGACCAACAAUGAAGAGAGGUGAAUGGCUAUGCUCAAAAUGUAAUUUUUUCAAUCAUGGAAGGAAUGUGGUGUGCUUAAAAUGCGAAUGCAGUCGAUCAGGUGAACCCAUUGGGCAGAUGAAAACAUCCGUACAAGAUAUCAAAAAAGAAGUUCCAAAUGGAACCAAAUCUGGUUACGCCCCAUUUGUCCCGUUACCAGCCGAUAUGUUUGCUAAAAAGCCUGAUGAAGAAAAAAAACCGGCAUCUAACAUUAAAAGUCAAAUUAAAGAUACGGUUGAAGAAGAGAAAUCAGAGAAAUGGUUCAGUAAGGUGGCGGAGUUGCAUGAUGCCACGGACUUGCCGAGUGUUAUCGCAGAUGAAGACUUUCCCGAGAUUAUGCCACUCCGUAAAGGAGAAAACCGGUUUGUGGUUAGCAAGAAAAAAGAUCGAUCAUUAACUUCCCCUAAAUAUAAACAAGAAUCCAUGGAGAAAGGAAGCAACACCAACUUCGUUCCAUUUGUUCCAUUUCCACCCGAUUAUUUUUCCAAGAAAGACAACAGCAAGGAGGUAUCGGAAAGCACAAUUCCGACGGAUGAAGCUCCUGACACUAAUCUUGUGCGAGAACCCCCCCGGAAUCAAGAAAAUGAAGAGGUUAGAAACGGGUGGAAUGGAAAAAGCUUGGAGGGGUCGGCUGUGAAGGAAACGGAUCCUUUGGAUAUGUCAGAAGAGGCGAAAGCGGAAAGAUGGUUCCGACGUGUUGCACAGAUUAAAGAUAUAUCGGAAUUGAGUCAAAUUCCGGAUGAAGACUUUCCGGAGAUUAUGCCGAUGCGGAAAGGGGUGAAUCGUUUUGUUGUGAGUAAGAGGAAAACACCAUUAGAAAGGAGGUUAACGAAUCCCCCUCCCCGACUACACAAGGAUAACAAUGGCAGGUACUUCCACUAG